AUGCUAGAUGUCCCUGAUCAAUUGAAUCAAGACCAAUUUUGGAACUUGAUCACUGAGAUAUUAUGCACACUUCAGAACGAGUACGUUACAGGUAUGCCAGAGGAAGUCGUGAACUCAUUGCUUGUUCAAUGUAUCACGUUGGCCAUUCAUUGUGAAAAUAAAAAGGCCCGUUUCUACGAGAAAAGUAGUAAGUUUCUGAUUGAUUGUGACUGGUUCAUAGACAACAUGGAAUUUUGCACAAGAAAACUUUUGAGCUUGUUGCAAUACACUAAUGAUAACAACACUAGAAUUAUACAACUAUUGCAAAAGAAUGAUGAUUUGACCUAUAAAGAUUCCUUGGUUCAAAAUAUCAAGCUGAUAGAACAUAUUGGCUGGAUCUUGUACUACUUACACGAUCAGGAAGCAUUAAGUAAGUUUCAGUGGUUUGACAUUCUUUCGUCUACCCUUUUAAAUUUCUACAUUAUUAAGAGUCGUAUCUCCUUAGAUUAUGAGCUUGAAUUUUCGAACUACCUCUUAAUUAGCAUUGAUUAUUGUUCAAGCUUAGAUGUUGAACAAUUGCAUUUUAUACCGGAUAGGUUGCUUGGAAAUCUAUUCUCUUCCUUAAUGUUAGUAUCCAGGAAUGAAGAUUAUGAAAAUUUCCUCCAAUUCAAGUUAAUUCUUGCCCUUAAUGAACAGUUUAUGAUACAAAGUCACGAGCUAAUUUAUGACAACGAUGCCCAAAGUUCUCGAUGCGAGAAUAAAGUGUUUCUCUUCAUGAUUCAAGAUGACAACUUCUCAAAUUUUGUGGAAUGUUUAAUGCUCCAUUUUAACAGAGAAGAUGAUCAUAUUCUGCAAAUACUGAUUCUUAAAGUUUUUUACCUAAUAUUUACCACAUCAAUGACUUGCAAAUGGAUUUAUUUGAAUGACUUGAAAGUAUUAGUGGAUAUAUUUAUAAGAGAGCUUCUUAACUUAUCCAUCACCAAUGAGGCCCCACUAAUCAACACAUAUUUGAGAGUAUUAUAUCCCAUGCUUUGUUUUACUCAGUUAUCCGACGUUUGCUACAAAUUAUCCAAUAUCAAAGACGCACUUCAAAAUCUAAUUAGCAACGAAUCAUGUUCCAAGACCAUGAAGCGAUUGACUGAGAGAUGUUUAGACCUCAAAUUAUUCUCCGAGGAAUCUGACGAUCAGGAAUCAAUUGUCUCAAACUCCACAACUUCUUCUUUCAGACAGCCUCCUCCCAUACCGUUGGCUAGGAAGUUUCAAAAAAGUAUUUACAUCACUGACAAUAACAGUUCUUUUGAUUUGGCUUCUUCCAAGGUCUCUCGAACUCCACAAUAA
This is a messenger RNA of Komagataella phaffii GS115, 1317 nucleotides long. RefSeq lists its product as uncharacterized. NCBI's taxonomy places the organism in Eukaryota, Fungi, Ascomycota, Pichiomycetes, Pichiales, Pichiaceae. Gene Ontology annotation, cellular component: actin cortical patch. Gene Ontology annotation, molecular function: Arp2/3 complex binding. Gene Ontology annotation, biological process: endocytosis; actin cortical patch assembly; actin cortical patch localization. The coding region runs from base 1 to 1317 and encodes 438 amino acids. The record is from RefSeq and is a predicted model, not a curated record. The transcript has a single exon.